CAACAGUAUUAGAAUUUGGCGCCGCGCAGACAGAUUCAGAUUCUGGCCGAAUUGAAGGUUUCUUUUGAUUUCGAGUUAGCUGAAAGUUUCGCCUAAAUGACUUAAUGAUUUCGGUUCAGAGCUUCGUUAAUGUUCAACGACGUAAGAACAUCAUUUUAUGUCGCAUUAUCGGUCGUAUGUUGCGUUUAUAGUAAUUAUGGUUACGAAACUAGUACGAAAAAUUUGAUUUUAUAUCCACCUUGGCUGGUCACAUAUCGAUACGUUAAUGAAAAUUAUCGAGUGGUUUGCACUUGCUACGAAGCUUACCACCAAAUAAAAUGGACCAGGCUGAACGAUGGAUUUAUUAUACCGGAAAAUGGAAAAAAAAUAUAUACUCAACAUAUUCAAAAGACUAUAGCUCUGGUAUUCCCGAAUAUCACCAAAGACCAAGAAGGAGACUACGAAUGCACCGCCUUCGAUAAAAAUAAAAACAUCAAGUACACCAAUCAAUUUACUUUGAACGUUGAAGAACCUAUCGUUUUCGAGGGUCCUACUGUUUACGAAGUAGUUACUGAUGAAACUGUCGUGUUAAAAUGCGAAGUGAACGAGAAACUUGCACUGAAAAGACAUUGGGAAUUUAAUGGAAAUGUUCUGCAUCCAGAGGAUCGUAUCCAGUACGAAAGCGAAGGAUUACGAAUCCCGGAGGUGAAACUAAGCGACGCUGGCAAGUAUUACUGCGUAAUAUCCCACUGGCCAUUCCAAUCGACUUGUAAUCGAUUAGAGAUAACGUUGAUUGUAUAUUAUAAGCCUGUGGCUCGAACUGUUUCAAAUGUAACUUAUGGAUUCGUCGACGAAGUCGUACCAAUUCUUUGCGAAGUGAACGCGAACCCAAAUCCGUGGUUUAUCUGGUAUAAUAAGCACAAGGAACCUCUGAAUCCUAAAAAUGAUAACGUCAGCAUUACUAUUCGUAAUGAUACUAGUACUUUAAUGGUAACCUUGAGCGAAUCUUUGAUGGAGACUUGGUUCAUUUGUGAAGCCUGUAAUGAAUUAGGAUGCACCCCACAGACCAUCCAGGUCAAGAAAACCACCAAACUGAGAACCCCUGUACUCGGAUUAUGGGACAUAGACUCAGACUCGGCUGAAUUUUACGUAUCUACUCAAAGCGAAGCUUCGUUGUACAUUUUUCAGUAUUUUUUCGACGUCGAUGAAGAUAUGCAAUGGGGUACCCCUUUUGAGAAAAAUUUUAGCACGAUUCUUCCAAGAGCUAAAAUGGACAGUUACAUGAGAUACGAAGUAGACGAAUUACAUCCGGAUACGAACUACAUUUUACGAGUAGCUUCGGCCAACCAGUUCACCAAAAGCGAGUUCUCCGAAGAGAGGAGGUUCAAGACCAGGAUUGGGCGAACUGUUCAUACAAUUUGCAAUAUUUGUAGUCGAUCGAAAAGCUGUUCGUUUGUAUUAUUGUUACCUUUUAUUAAUACUGUUUCGUUGAAAAAUAUAUUUUAUUGAUUUUCGGCUCAA
Molecule: messenger RNA, 1500 nt
Organism: Planococcus citri (citrus mealybug)
Lineage: Eukaryota; Metazoa; Arthropoda; Insecta; Hemiptera; Pseudococcidae
Product: neural cell adhesion molecule 2-like
Exons: 8
Coding region: 130-1488 (452 amino acids)
Cellular component (GO): neuron projection
Molecular function (GO): protein binding
Source: RefSeq, a predicted model, not a curated record